Nerophis lumbriciformis (worm pipefish) is the source of this 2944-nucleotide messenger RNA. RefSeq lists its product as uncharacterized. Gene Ontology annotation, biological process: regulation of transcription by RNA polymerase II. The record is from RefSeq and is a predicted model, not a curated record. Gene Ontology annotation, molecular function: RNA polymerase II cis-regulatory region sequence-specific DNA binding; DNA-binding transcription factor activity, RNA polymerase II-specific. Lineage: Eukaryota; Metazoa; Chordata; Actinopteri; Syngnathiformes; Syngnathidae.
UGCUACUAUGGUAGCAUUAGCAUUAAAUAAGCUCGCGAAACUGUAUGACUUAACUAUUUACUUCGCCGUCCGACUAAAAUCCACGCGUAUUCACUGUGUUUUAAAUCAUUUAUUCACCACAAGUAUAUACCGUAUAAUGACGGAAACCUCAUAAUUUGGUAUUGUUUCUCAUGCUGCCUUAGCCCGUUCGCUGCUAACAAAGAGAAGUUAGCAUCACAUGCUAAUUGUUGUCACUGAGAACAUGUGCAAAGUCCAAAUACUGAGAGCGAUGGUGACUGAGCGACUGAAUGCUGUCGUGGAAGAAAUAUUUGUCGUGUUGGAAAGGACGAUAGCAGAAUACGAGGAGGAACUUUCUCGAACAAAAGAGGAGAACGAGCGACAACGUCAACAACUGGACGCUGUUGUCAAGCCUCAAGUUGUGUUAAACAGAACAGACAUCAGCGACGAAGAUCUUCCCGCUGAGCAGCGGGGGUGGAGCACCUCGGUGGAGCCUGAGGAUCCUGGGCCCCCCCUCAUCAAAGAGGAGCAAGUAUGGACUCCGGAAGAAGCUGACGUCAGCGAGUUUCCAGUGACUUGUGUGGUUGUGAAGAGCGAAGACGAUGACGCUGAGAGGCCGCAGCUUGAGCAGAGUCAAAGUGAGGAGACGAGAAGAUCGGAAGCAGACAGCCUCUUAGCUCCAGUGUCUGACAGUGACGAGACAACGUCACACUCCGCUGACACUGAUGAGGAAGACUCUAAAGCGGAUAAGACGUCUCACACGGACAAAAAAUCAUUUCAGUGCUCGCAAUGUGACAAAACGUUUGGAUGGCUGACAACCUUCAAGAGACACAUGAGAGUCCACACGGGUGAAAAACCGUACGGCUGCUCAGUUUGCGGUAAAAGAUUCUCCUUAAAUUGCACUUUGACGAUACACAUGAGAACGCACACCGGAGAGAAACCUUUUCUCUGCACCAUUUGUAGCCAGAGGUUCUCUCGAAAAAGCGAUCUGGUGGUGCACACGAGAACGCACACGGGUGAAAAACCGUUCGUGUGCUCAGUCUGCGGCGAGACGUUCUCCCAAAGAGGAAAUCUGAACAUACACAUGAGAUUACACACCGGAGAGAAACCCUUGUCGUGCCUGAUUUGUGGCGAAAAAUUCUCCCAUCGAGGCAGUUUGAUGAAUCACACCAGGAAACACACCGGAGAGAAACCGUUCAGUUGCAAAAAGUGCGACGGAAAAUUCUCUUAUAAGUAUCAGUAUCGCAAACACGUGUGUGCUGCUAUACGCGACGCAGCGCUUUGACUCAAUCAUGUAGCAUUAAAGUAACUUAUAUUCUUUUAUCACGUUUAAUAUGUGUAUCAACCAUUGGAAUGAAUUGAGCAUGAAAGUUUUCAUUAAGUCAUGUGACAUUUUCCUUGCAAGAAAAAUGCAAACAAAUGUUAGCACUGUAUAUAAAGGUCUGCAGUAGAGUUGUACGAUAUGCCGGUACUAAAAAACUGCGGUAGGAAUUAAUUAAAAAUGGUACAAUGCUGCCUUUUAAAAAAUACCCGUACUUUUUUCUUCAUGGACAUGAUGACGCGCCAGGGCACACUUGCCAACCCUCCCGAUUUUCCCUCCCGAAUUUCAGUGCCCCUCCCGAAAAUCUCCCGGGACAACCAGUCUCCCAAAUUUCUCCCGAUUUCCACCCGGACAACAAUAUUGGGGGCGUGCCUUAACACACUGCCUUUAGCAUCCUCUCUCUCCUGAAAAGGAGACUAUUAUAUAUGUCUCCGUUAUCCAUAGGUUUAUCUAUAACCCAUAAAGUAGGCAGGCACCGAGCUAUUUCUCAGCGUGUGUUUUAUUCCAGCCAGCACGUUAAUACACUGACACACAACAUCCGGAUUCCCAUCAUGCAUUGCUUCAAAACUACGGCAAGUAGUAAUGUCAAAAACAUAACAGAAGAACGAAGAAGAGACAUGGCGACGACGAGUAAGAAGAAGUACGCUUGCAAGUUCCAAAAUGAUUGGAAAAAAUAAUUUCAGUUCAUCCAGAACAGCUCGAAGGGGAAUGGGUAUGCUGCCUGCACAUUUUGUAGAUCAGACCUCGCCAUUGAACACAGUAGCCGAACGGAUAUACUCAUUUAUGAACGGAUUAUAUUUAUAUAUGAGGGGUGUAACGGUACGUGUAUUUGUAUUGAACCGUUUCGGUACGGGGGUUCCGGUUCGGUUCGGAGGUGUACCGAACGAGUUUCCACACGGACAUAUUAAGUAGCGUAACGUGCGUUGUGUAAACAAUGCACACUGAGGCACAACACACGGCAUGCUAGCAGCUAACGGGCUACGAUAGACUGACCAUACGUCCUCUUUUCACCGGACAUGUCCUCUUUUGCGGAGCUGUCAGGGCGGAGUUUCUUAAAUGCCUCAAAUGUCCGGCAUUUUGAGUUAGGGUUUUCAAUGUACGUUCAGGGUUAAGAAGGGGUUAAAAACAAAACAAAUUGUGCGCGCAGCAGCAUUGGUGAGGGAGGGGCAGAGACAGAGAGAGAGAGAGAGUUGUGAUAAACGCGCAUGCGUCGCCAGGCUCUGCUUUUUAUCAAUAGAUUUAUCAGAUUUAAUUUUUUAUUAUCUAUAGCAGGGGUGUCAAAAGUGUGCCCCGGAGGCCAUUUGCGGCCCACACCUAAUGUUUUAAAGGCCCACGGCACAUUCUAAAAAUACUAUUAAAAUAAACAAAAUAAUAAUAAAAGUGAAAUAAAAAAGCUUAAAGGUGAAAUGUAAUUUAGAAAAAGUUGCAAUGUUGACUAAUAAAACAAACCGUUUUUUGUUUUUUUUCAAACUGUCAUUGCUCAAAACAUAAUAUUGAAUCAAAAUCAAUGUUAUUAUGAAUUAUUGACCUAUCCAAGGUUCCGAUUACUUCACAUCAAAUAUUCCACUAAGAAAAAUAUUUUUGGUGGAAGAUUUUGCAAAUUUGGUAGAAAAAUAAAUAAUUCAU